Molecule: messenger RNA, 753 nt
Organism: Chelmon rostratus (copperband butterflyfish)
Lineage: Eukaryota; Metazoa; Chordata; Actinopteri; Chaetodontiformes; Chaetodontidae
Exons: 5
Coding region: 1-753 (250 amino acids)
Source: RefSeq, a predicted model, not a curated record
AUGACCGUGAUCAAGGAGUAUGAAGACACAGGGAGUUUGAAAGAUUCAACUCGGCGAUUAAUGGUGAACAUCAUUGUGGCUCACAUGCGUGAAAAGGAAGGGAGAGCAGUAGCCAAAACAACCAAGGAGUUUCAUGCUCUUGGGAUUGUGUCACUCUUCCCAUCUUUGAAGGAUCCAUACUCAAAAAAGGGAUAUAUUUUGCAGGAUUUCUUGCUGAUGUUUGGAUCAGAGACUUCAUCCAGGUUCCUGGAAAAGUGGACCACCUGCUUUAAAGACAAGAUCAUCCGAGAGGCCAGGAGCCUGAGAGAGACACCUCUUCUGAAAAAACACCUCAACUCUGCCCUAAAUGAAGAGUCUGACACUGCUGAUGAAGAGCCAGAGUGGGACAGCGACAUGGCCUCCCUUCUUGUCUUGCUGCAUCUGCUUACACCUCAACCAGCUGGACGUAAGCGGCCAAAAAAGAUCAGUGUUGCAGAGGCUGCAGAUCAUUUAGUGCUAUUUCGGAAGGAACCUCACGAGCACAGCUUCUACAUAGUCUUGGAUGGGAAGCUUCUUCCAUGUCAGUCAAGUACAUCUUUGGGUGCAUUUGAUGAGCUGUUCAAGUCUCAUUUUGUUUUCAGUCUGAAAUAUGAUGAUGCUCUCUCCAGCCUGUACACAUUUUUACAGACUACACUGUACAACAUUGACAUUGACACCACAGAAGAAACUCCAAGAGUCAAAGAGUUAAGAGCAAAGUUGUUGAACAAGCAGUAG